Malus domestica (apple) is the source of this 2392-nucleotide messenger RNA. RefSeq names its product pentatricopeptide repeat-containing protein At2g02980, chloroplastic. Lineage: Eukaryota; Viridiplantae; Streptophyta; Magnoliopsida; Rosales; Rosaceae. Gene Ontology annotation, molecular function: zinc ion binding; RNA binding; protein binding. Gene Ontology annotation, cellular component: intracellular membrane-bounded organelle. Gene Ontology annotation, biological process: RNA modification. The record is from RefSeq and is a predicted model, not a curated record.
UGGACACUUAUUUUUUACUUUCUUUGAACACCUAUUUUCUUGUAUAAAUUAUGAAGGCUUUCUCUUCAAUUUUAUUGUGAAAUUCAACCGUCCUCAAGUUCAUCAAUUGCUUGAUUACCACCAUAUGAGCGUCCAAAAAAAUAACUAUUUUUCUCGAUAAAAUCACUAUGUUCUUUGUAUAAUUUUAUAAAUACGUAUAGCAGUCUCUCUGUUUUUUUUUUCAAAUAAAAUUGAUGGUUGUACGAAGCCCACCCAUCUGCAAAUCACUCAUUCCCUCCAAAAUUGCAAUUCAAUCAUCACCGCAUACUGUAUGCUCCAAACACACAAGAUAGUGAUAUGGCAGCGCCGGCUGUCCAAAUAAGCCCAUUCUCUCACCCAAAAACCAACACAAACACCCCUCUCUCUCUCGUCCCCAAGUGCUCGACUUUGAGAGAAAUCAAGCAAAUCCAUGCCUUUUCCAUCAAAACCCAUCUCCAAUAUGACAUCUCCGUCCUCACCAAGCUCAUCAAUUUCUGCACCUCGAACCCAACAAGUACCUCCAUGGACUACGCCCACCACCUGUUCGACCAAAUUCCCCACCCGGACAUCGUCGUCUUCAACACCGUUGCUCGCGGCUACGCGCGCUCUGGCACACCGUUUCGAGCCAUUUCACUCUUUUCCCACGUUCUGUGCGCAGGUCUCUUCCCAGAUGACUACACAUUCCCGUCGCUUCUCAAGGCGUGCGCCGGCUCUAAAGCGUUAGAAGAAGGGAAGCAAUUGCAUUGCUUUGCUAUCAAGUUUGGCCUCCACCUUAACAUCUAUGUGUGUCCUACACUCAUAAAUAUGUACACCGAGUGCAAUGAUUUGGAUGCCGCUCGCCGGGUGUUUGAUAAGAUAACUGACCCUUGUGUUGUUAUACACAAUGCCAUGAUCAAGGGCUAUGCUCGAAGUAGCCGGCCAAAUGAGGCGUUGGCGUUGUUUCGAGAAAUGCAGGCAAGCAAUGUUAAGCCGACUGAUGUAACCAUGCUUUGUGCUCUUUCUUCAUGUGCUUUGUUAGGAGCAUUAGACUUGGGAAAGUGGAUACAUGAAUAUGUUAAGAAAAACAGGUUUGAUAGAUACGUUAAAGUGAACACUGCACUGAUAGACAUGUAUGCAAAAUGUGGAAGCCUGGAGGAUGCAGUGUCUGUAUUCGAAAACAUGAGCGACAAAGAUACUCAGGCUUGGUCUGCAAUCAUCAUGGCAUAUGCGACACACGGGCAUUGUUCCAAAGCCAUAUCUAUGUUUGAAGAAAUGAAAAGAGCACGAAUUAGACCUGACGAUAUCACCUUUUUGGGUCUCUUGUACGCGUGUAGUCAUGCUGGAUUUGUUGAGGAGGGUUGCAAUUAUUUCUACAGCAUGAGUGAGAAAUAUGGGAUUGCUCCAGGGAUUAAGCAUUAUGGUUGCAUGAUAGAUUUGCUAGGUCGGUCUGGACGCUUGGAGGAGGCUUACAACUUCAUAGAUGAGUUACCAAUUAAGCCGACACCCAUAUUCUGGCGAACGUUGUUAUCUGCUUGUGGCAGCCACGGUGAUGUAGACAUGGGGAUGCGGGUGCUUAAACGGAUUUUUGAGUUAGAUGACUCUCAUGGUGGGGAUUAUGUGAUCAUAUCGAACUUGUGUGCAAGAGCGGGGAGAUGGGAGGAUGUGGAUUACUUAAGGAAGUUGAUGAGAAGCAGAGGAGUUGUAAAGAUUCCCGGAUGCAGCUCCAUUGAGGUGAACAAUGUAGUGCACGAAUUCUUUUCUGGAGACGGGGAGCGUUCUGUUUCUACUGUACUGCACCAGGCGGUUGACGAAUUGGUUGAAGAAUUAAAGCUGGCUGGAUAUGUUCCUGAUACUUCUCUAGUGUUUCAUUCUAACAUGGAAGAUAAAGAGAGAGAAGUUUCUCUCAGAUACCAUAGUGAGAAGUUGGCGAUUGCUUACGGGCUCUUAAACACAGCCCCCGGGGCAACAAUCCGCGUCGUGAAGAACCUUAGGGUAUGUGGGGAUUGCCACUCUGCUGCUAAGUAUAUAUCGUUGAUCUUUAAUAGGCAUAUAAUUCUUCGAGAUGUCCAACGGUUCCAUCAUUUCAAAGAGGGAAAGUGCUCUUGUGGAGAUUAUUGGUAGUUUAACUUAAUCGAACUGGAGAUCAUUUUUAUCAUAGCAUAGAGAAUAUAUUGGCUCGACAAAACUCUUCAUUUUGUUGGUGGAAGGCGAUCCUCACGCUCUUCGCCAAACCCACUUCGACGAUCAUCGGCAGGCUGACAUAUUUGUCAAUCAUCAUCAACAAGAAUGCAGAUUAAUUUGUUGUAAAUGUAAGAUAAACUAUGCUGUUAUAAAAAUAUUUGUACUAAUUCAGGUAUUUACAGAUUAAUCAUGAGAAUUCGAACUUAGAAGCACA